This is a messenger RNA of Myotis daubentonii (Daubenton's bat), 2811 nucleotides long. It is a transcript of the gene LMNB2, whose product is annotated as lamin B2. Gene Ontology annotation, molecular function: structural constituent of cytoskeleton. Lineage: Eukaryota; Metazoa; Chordata; Mammalia; Chiroptera; Vespertilionidae. The record is from RefSeq and is a predicted model, not a curated record. Gene Ontology annotation, cellular component: nuclear envelope; nuclear lamina. Gene Ontology annotation, biological process: nuclear migration; heterochromatin formation; protein localization to nuclear envelope.
GGGCGGCCGCGGACGGCCGGCGCCAUCUUGGUCGGCGGCGCGGAUUGAAUGAGCCCGCCGAGCCGCGGCCGCCGUGAGGAACCGCGCGGGCCCCGAGGAGCCGCCGACGCCGCCGCUGCCGCCGCCAUGGCCACGGCCACGCCGCUGUCCGGCCGCAAGGGCGGGCCCGCCACGCCGCUGUCGCCCACGCGCCUGUCGAGGCUGCAGGAGAAGGAGGAGCUGCGCGAGCUCAAUGACCGCCUGGCGCACUACAUCGACCGCGUCCGCGCGCUGGAGCUGGAGAAUGACCGGCUCCUGCUCAAGAUCUCCGAGCGGGAGGACGUGACCACGCGCGAGGUAAGUGGCAUUAAGACGCUGUACGAAUCGGAGCUGGCCGAUGCCCGCCGAGUGCUGGAUGAGACAGCCCGGGAGCGGGCCCGCCUGCAGAUCGAAAUAGGGAAACUGAGGUCUGAGGUGGAAGAGGCGAACAAAAGCUCCAAGAAGAGGGAUGGUGAGCUCACGGUGGCCCAGGGCCGCGUGAAGGAACUGGAGUCCCUAUUCCACCGGAGUGAGGCGGAGCUGGCCGCAGCCCUCAGUGAUAAGCGCAGCCUCGAGAGUGAUGUGGCCGAGCUUCGGGCCCAGCUGGCCAAGGCAGAGGACGGUCAUGCAGUGGCCAAGAAGCAGCUGGAGAAGGAGACGCUGAUGCGCGUGGACCUGGAGAACCGCUGUCAGAGCCUGCAGGAGGAGCUCGACUUCCGCAAGAGCGUCUUCGAGGAGGAGGUGCGGGAGACACGCCGGCAGCAUGAGCGGCACCUAGUGGAGGUGGACAGCGGCCGGCAGCAGGAGUACGACUUCAAGAUGGCACAGGCACUGGAGGAGCUGCGAAGCCAGCACGACGAGCAAGUGCGGCUCUACAAGCUGGAGCUGGAGCAGGCCUACCAGGCCAAGCUGGACAAUGCCAAGCUGUGCUCUGACCAGAAUGAUAAGGCCGCCAGCGCUGCCCGUGAGGAGCUGAAGGAGGCACGCAUGCGAGUUGAGUCCCUCAGCUACCAGCUCUCCAGCCUCCAGAAGCAGGCUAGUGCAGCUGAGGACCGGAUCCGGGAGCUGGAGGAGGCCAUGGCCGGGGAACGUGACAGGUUCCGGAAGAUGCUGGAUGCUAAGGAGCUGGAGAUGACGGAAAUGCGAGAUGUGAUGCAGCAGCAGCUGGCCGAGUACCAGGAGCUGCUGGACGUCAAGCUGGCUCUGGACAUGGAGAUCAGCGCCUACCGCAAGCUGCUGGAGGGCGAGGAGGAGAGGCUGAAGCUUUCGCCCAGCCCAUCGUCACGGGUCACCAUCUCAAGGGCCACCUCGAGCAGUGGCAGCAGUGUGUCCAUGAUGGGACGCUCUGGCCGCAGCAAGCGGAGGCGGCUAGAGACAGAGGAGCCACCGGGCACAGGCUCCAGUGGCAUCAGCUCGGGCAGCAGCAGCAGCAGCUUCCACCUGGCCCAGCAGGCCUCAGCCUCGGGCAGCGUUAGCAUUGAGGAGAUCGACCUGGAGGGCAAGUUUGUGCAGCUGAAGAACAGCUCUGACAAGGACCAGUCUCUGGGGAACUGGAGGAUCAAGAGGCAGGUGCUGGAAGGGGAGGAGAUUGCCUACAAGUUCACACCCAAGUAUGUGCUUCGGGCUGGCCAGACUGUCACGGUGUGGGCAGCUGGUGCAGGAGUGGCCCACAGCCCCCCAUCGACACUUGUGUGGAAGAGUCAGAACAGCUGGGGCACAGGCGGGAGCUUCCGGACUGUCCUGGUCAACGCCGAUGGGGAGGAAGUGGCCAUCAGAACGGUGAAACAGUCCUCGGUGGUGCGGGAGACCGAGAACGGGGAGGAGGGAGAAGAAGAGGGGGCCGAGUUUGGCGAGGAGGAUCUUUUCCAUCAGCAGGGGGACCCGAGGACCACCUCGCGAGGCUGCCGCGUGAUGUGAACGGAACACGCCUCAUCACACCUUUCUUUCCCCAGAGCCACUGAAGACUAUUUUUAUAUCAUUGGCUUUCUUCAGUCAUUCACACAUUUCUAGAGAAUUUUUAAGCAAACUGCCAGGAUGUGGGGUGGGUCUCUGUUCUAUUCUGUCGGUGGGUUUCUAUGGACCCUCCCUCCAACCACUGUCCAGGUGUCUUUCGGUGCCCGUUUCCCGUGGGUUGGACUCCAGGCCUAGGAACCUAAUGGCUGAUGGGUUUGGUCGUGGAGGCUGGAGGGGCCCACGUACUGCCCCUCCCUCCCCAGUCUAAUGGGGUGGCAGAGAAGCCGCAGGGAUUCAGUAGGUGUCCUUUGUGUUAUUAAGCUUUUAAAAACCAAAAUCAGAGUCCAGGUUCCUGCCUGGUGAGACAGGGGUGUCCCCAGUGGGUUUGGUGGCUCUGCCCACCAGAAGGUGGUGUGGGAGCUCUUGGAGUCACAGCUUUUACUGUCCGCCUGGCUUCAGGGCUGUUGCAGCUCCUGCUCUGAAGGUGGUGGUGGCAGCAGGGUUUCCCGCCGGUGUCAAUCAGGGCACCGUGGGGUGGGGGCUCCUUGUUCCUAUGCGGCUGCCUGACAAGACCAGUAGGACAGGAGAGGAGGGAACCUGGGCAGGAGCACUUCCAACCCAAGACGCAACCAGGUCCAGCGAGGGCCCAGUGUGAACUCGGCAGCACACGCCUCAGUUCCAGAACCAGGUCCACGUGUAACCACGUGUAGCCUCCUGUCACGAAGACACUGACUUCAGGGUGAGCCCCUGGAUGCCCCCCACAUACACCUCGUGCCGGGGCUGAAUGCCAGCCUCCCGCCUCCCCUCAUAUAUAUAUAUAGGGUGACCCCAAAAAUGCAC